Colletotrichum aenigma is the source of this 876-nucleotide messenger RNA. It is a transcript of the gene SHO1, whose product is annotated as High osmolarity signaling protein SHO1. Gene Ontology annotation, molecular function: protein binding. Lineage: Eukaryota; Fungi; Ascomycota; Sordariomycetes; Glomerellales; Glomerellaceae. Bases 1 to 876 code for a protein of 291 amino acids. The transcript is spliced from 3 exons. The record is from RefSeq and is a predicted model, not a curated record.
AUGGAACAAUCACGGGUUCAGUACGGGAGAAAGGGCAUUAAUCUGGGAAACAUCAUUGGUGAUCCCUUCGCCCUGGCCACAGUCUCCAUCUCCAUGCUUGCAUGGAUAAUCGCAUUCAUCAGCUCCAUCAUCGCCACAACGCAAGUCACGAAUAGCACAGGAUCCUUCCCCGCUUUCGCAUGGUGGACCGUUGUCUACAUGUUCUUCCUCAUUGCCGGUGUCUUCGUCGUCGUCGCAUCCGACACGACACAGACCUACCAUGUCGCCCUCACGGGAUACCUGGGCGCCGCCUUGGCUCUGAACUCGCUCACCAUCCACUCUCUCAUCUACUCCGCCAAUGGAGCUCGUCAGGCCGCUGGAGCUGGUUUCAUUUUGAUGGCAAUGGUUACCAUCGUCUGGAUCUUCUACUUCGGCUCAGCCCCCUCCGCCAAGCCGCGCGCUUACCUCGACUCCUUCGCGCUCCAGAAGGAGUCUGGAAACAGGCAGAUGAUGUACGGCGGCGGCCGUCCCGAGACCUCCACCUCGGUGCAGCCUCCUCAAAUGUACACUUCGGCGCAACUGAACGGAUUCGAGAACCCAUCCCCCGUCCAGGGCAUUUCCACCCAGCCUCGCGAGUCCGCCGUGGCACCAACAUUCAGCACCCCCGGUGCCGGCCCCCAAAAGACUCCUGAUCAGGAGGUGGUGCCACCAACCGAGUACCCGUACCGCGCGAAAGCCAUCUACAGCUACGAGGCCAACCCCGACGAUGCGAACGAGAUUUCCUUCUCCAAGCACGAGAUUCUGGAGGUCAGCGAUGUGAGCGGAAGGUGGUGGCAAGCACGCAAGGAGACUGGCGAGACGGGUAUUGCGCCCAGCAACUACCUGAUCCUGUUAUGA